AUGGGCAUUCUCCAAAAACUCUUCCAUGCUGAAGAAACUAUCCAGGGCUCCAAGUUCAGGGCCGUUUUCGUCGGGCUCUUCGUGGCCUUUGGCGGUAUUUUAUUCGGCUACGACACCGGUACUAUUUCUGGUGUGCUGGCAAUGGACUACGUCAAAGAACAUUUCACUUCCCGCGGUCACUUUACAGCCAACGAAACUUCACUCAUCACAGCAAUUCUCUCAGCAGGCACCUUUUGUGGUGCCAUCCUCGCCCCACUCGCUUCUGAUACCUUGGGCCGCAGACUCGGCCUCAUCAUCUCCAGUAUCAUUUUCACGAUCGGUGUCGUUUUACAGAUAGCAGCUUCCGGACAAGACCUGCUAAUUGCUGGAAGAGUAAUUGCCGGUGCUGGUGUUGGUAUUCUUUCCGCUAUCGUCCCACUAUACCAAGCAGAAGCCUCUCCCAAAUGGAUCAGAGGCGCGGUCACUUCCUGUUACCAAUGGGCUAUCACCAUUGGUCUUUUGCUAGCUGCCUGUGUCAAUCAGGGCACCCACGCCAGAACUGACUCUGGAUCCUACAGAAUCCCAAUUGCCAUUCAGCUAUUAUGGGCGAUCAUUUUGUUCGUUGGGAUGCUCAUUCUACCCGAAUCGCCAAGAUUUUACGUCAUGAAAGGAAAAGUUCCACAAGCUAGCAAAGCACUAUCGAAAUUGAGAGGCCUUCCCGAGGAUCAUGAAUUCGUCGCUUCUGAACUCGAAGAAAUUGUUGCCAACUACAAUUACGAGUGUUCGUUCGGAUCUUCUUCGAUUCUCGACUGCUUCAAGCCCGCCAACCACCAAUUGAAGCGUAUUCUCACCGGAAUCGCCAUCCAAGGUCUCCAACAGUUGACUGGUAUCAACUUUAUUUUCUACUACGGCACCCAAUUUUUCCAAAACUCUGGCAUCAAGGAUCCCUUCAUCAUUCAACUAAUCAUGAAUGUCGUCAAUGUUGUUAUGACUGUCCCAGGUAUUGCAUUGGUCGAGAUUGCCGGCAGAAGAAACUUGCUUCUAUGGGGUGCCGUCGGUAUGUGUGUCAGUGAGUUGAUCGUUGCUGCUGUAGGCACGGCACUUCCAGACAGUUUCUCCGCCAACAAGACGCUAAUUGCAUUUUCCUGUACUUUUAUUGCAUCUUUCGCAGCAACCUGGGGUCCACUGGCCUGGGUGGUCGUGGGCGAAAUUUUCCCUCUCAGAGUGAGAGCCAAGUCUGUUGCCGUAUGUGCCGCUUCAAAUUGGUUGUUCAACUUUGCCAUCGCAUAUGCGACGCCAUACUUGGUCGACAGCGAGCAUGCCAACCUACAAUCCAAAGUGUUCUUUAUCUGGGGUGGUUGCACUUUCUUGUGCUUCGUGUUCGUCUACUUCUUCAUUUAUGAGACCAAAGGGCUUACUUUGGAACAGAUCGACGAACUAUUCGAAACUUGUCCAAGCGCUCGCCACUCCAAGGCCUUUGUGCCAUCCGAAGGCUUCGCUGCACAUGAAGCUAACCUAUCUGAUACCGACAAGGCGCUUGUCGUGGCGAUCGAGAAGGUAUAG
This is a messenger RNA of Lachancea meyersii CBS 8951, 1542 nucleotides long. NCBI's taxonomy places the organism in Eukaryota, Fungi, Ascomycota, Saccharomycetes, Saccharomycetales, Saccharomycetaceae. The record is from the annotation of a GenBank genome assembly.